CCCCCGUCCAGCCCGCCCCGCCUGGUACAGAAGGUGGCAAGAGAGGCCUCCAUCCGUAUGUGUGCAUGUCAUUGUGAGUGUUUGUCAUGCUACGGUUUUUCUCUGCUGAUUAAUGCCUAAUUCCAGCCGAGGAGGUCUGGAACCUUGAGACUGGAAGGACGAAGAGCAGGAGGACUUUGAAGAACCAGAACCAAGAGCAGAGAGACCAGUUCUUCCCCUUCAGGAGAGCCCAAGAGUGGAAUCUGGAUCUGGAAUGAGACAAAUCAGAAGGGAAGCUGAGUUGAUGUGCUGUGAGAGAACUCCCCCUUGUUUGUGAGGGAAGAACCGCAGCGGCUAUAGGAUACACCGUUGGAGAGGGGAAUUGAAGUUGGUCGCGGGUUCAGCACACUCUCCCAGCAGUUCAAGAGGUUUAUGGUCCAGAUUUAAACUGAGACCAUGAAGGGCUUGGAGCUGCUGCUGUUGCUGCUUUUUCUAAAAGAUGUUAGUGCUCAGUGGAAUGUGUGGAUGCCCAGAGACAUUUCAGCCAUGACAAACUCCUGUGUGGUUAUACCUUGUUCAUUCACAUACCCCUCUGGUAUCAGGCCUUAUAGGGGGGUCCACGGGAUCUGGUAUUUUGGCCACCCCUACCCCCAGCUUUUCCCCCCAGUGGUGUAUAAGUCACGCACAGAUAUUGUUCACGAAAGUUAUAAAGGACGGACCAGGCUACUGGGUGACCUGACACAAAAAAACUGCACACUGCUGAUAAAAAAUGUCGGCGAGGAACUUUCUGGGAGGUAUUACUUCCGUGCAGACCUGGGCGGAGCAAAUAUCUACACUUUUCCUGACUUCACAAAUCUACAGGUGUUGAAUCAGCCCAACAUCGAUGUUCCAGAGGAGAUUGUUAGUGACUUAAGCCUGGACUUGACCUGUUAUGUACCAGACAAUUGUCCAGACAUGAGUCCAGAGAUCCACUGGAUGUACACAGACUACCUGCCCGACCCCGUUUUCACCCCUGACACUGUCGAGGAAAGCAACACUGCUGUACUGUCCAGCACCCUUACCUUCACACCCAAACCCAUGCACAACGGCCAGCUGCUGGGUUGCCGGGUCCACUACCCAAACACCACCUUUAUCUAUGAACGCCUUAUUUCUCUGGACAUCAAGUACGCCCCUCGAACCGUGUGGGUGAAUGUGUCUCAAGAGGUGAUGGAGGGAAGCUCGGUGGUCCUGCACUGUGAUGUGGACAGUAAUCCAGUCCCCACGAUAACUUGGUAUUUUGGUGAAAAAGAGCUGAUGUCGGAAACCGCCUCAAACUCUUCACUGCCCCUGGACAACCUGACCCCGGAGGAGGAAGGUGUCUACACCUGCGUUGGUGACAAUGGCUACGGCAGCAUGAACACAUCCAUGUAUCUGGCAGUAAAUUUUCCUCCACGGGAGCCAAGGAUUAAUGAAUCUCUGACAGCGUUAGAGGGAUCUUCAGUUGCUCUACAGUGCACCAGCAGGGGUAAUCCAAUGCCCACGUUGACCUGGCUGAAGGAUGGGGAGCUGGUGGGCACCAUCACAGCUGAGGAGGGGUCAGUGCUCGAGCUGCACGAGAUCACACCGCAGGCCGAUGGAGUCUACCGCUGUCUGGCCGAGAACGAACACGGACGGGCCAGCAGCUCACUUAACAUUACAGUAGAAUUUGCCCCUGUCCUCCUUGACGACUCUAAGUGCACUAUAGUCCGUGAGGGCGUUCAGUGUGUGUGCAUUGCCUCAGGAAACCCUGAGCCUGUGAUCGAAUUCCACCUGCCUGACCUCAACAUUACCAUCAACAACUCCAACAACCGUUUCAACUACUACGUGCACUCGGAUGGGUACACCUCCACGGGCAUCAUCAAGCUCCAGGACAAGGGUGAAAGGGGAAACAAUGGUGAUACCGCUGUCCAUGUGCACUGCAGUAUCAGCAACAUUUACGGCUCCGAGACCAUCCGCUUGGAAUUGCAGCAGGAGAAAAAGUACAUGAUGGCCGUCAUAGUGGGAACCAUCGGAGGUGUGGCGGUCAUCGCCUUCAUCAUCGCAGCUGUGAGAUACGUGGGUCAUAACAAUAAAAAAGAGAAUGGUAACCCUGGGCAGGACGUGGGAUCUAAAGUGGAGAAUCCCUCAAUGUUCUACAGCGCAGUCAAGAAGGACAAACAGAGUCUCAGGAAAAAAGUGCUUAAGACUGAGCUCCUGGGCUCAAAGUUUAACUCCAUCCUAGAGGAAGGCACGGGAGACGACAGUGAUUACCAAUCUGUGGGCCCAAUGGCAGGCAUGGAGAGGCAAGAGUUGAAUUACGCCGCCCUAGAGUUUCUUCAUGGACGACACCGGGAGGGAGGCUUCAGGAGGGCUGAUGGUGACGGCAGCGACUAUACUGAAAUUAAGGCCAAAUGAACCGCGAUUCUUCCCUGAUGCCUUGGCCAAACGGGACACGGGGCCACUAGGACCCAAUCAUUCCCCAUGCCCCACAAAUUUUCAAUUUCAUCUAUAUUAAAUGUGACCUUUUGAGGGGACAAUGGUCUUAAACACCUAGCGGACAAUGUGCAAUUAUUUUUGUCAGAGUAUAAGGUUUUUGAGCUCUCUUACGUCUCUGAGGUUCUGGGAAUGACACUUUCCAUUACCUGUAAAAUAUACAAUAGAGAUUCUUUAUAUAUUUAAUAGUUUUCGGUUAUUUAUACCCAUUCUUGCUUGUAACCAUACCAGAUAUUUGUCUCUUGGUUUAAAAGACAAGACUUUCUAAAAAGAAGGUUCUUUUCCCCAAGAGUUACAGAAGAGCUUUUCUCAAAGUUUGAAGAAGCUUAAGGGAAUCGGUAUGGUUUCGGGAGAGACUCAGUCCCUAGUGGUCCUUUUCACUGUGUCCGCUGUAAGUCAAAGCAUCAGGGAACGAGGUGCUCUGUGCACCUCGACAUAUAGAAUAAGCACUAUCCCCAACUCUGGGUUUGUCCAGAGAGACUAAUACUCUCAAAUAUAGCCAGACUAUGUGUACAUUGAUACUUUUUUCACAUACCCAGAAGUGAUUGUUAAAGGGAUAAUUUGCCCGAAAAAUGAAAAUUCACUCACCCUCAUUUCAUUCCAACUGCAUGUUGCAAGAAUCUCCAUUCAGUUAUUUCCAUACAAUAACAGUUCAUAGUGCAUACUACAUCUGUCAAACUUUAAAAAGGCAAAAUACAUAAUUAAAGUACCAUUGUGUGCUAUAUUCCAAGUGUUUUGAAGCCAUUAUUGACAUCAGUUAUGCCAAAAAUUAAGAAUGGGAUGCCAUUUUUAAUUUUCUGAACUCAAAUGUAGAAUAAAAUGUGGAAUAUUGAGUCGUAUGGACUACUUUUAUCGGGCUGUUAUGAAGUUUUAUCAUCCAUUUUUGGAGUUUGUGAUGGCUGAAGUAUUGUAUGGAAUAGCUGCAUAAAGAUGCUUUAUAUACUUUGAUGUUCCAUGGAAAGAUAAAGUCAUGUGAAUUUGGAACAAAAUGGAGGUGAGCAAGUAUCACAAUUUUCAGAUUUGGGUGAAGUAUUCCUUAAUUUUGGCUUACAUUUGUACUGUUUUUCCCCCCCAUUUCAGUUUAUACUGUAUCUUAAUUAUUUGUAUUUGUAAAUGAAAACAGGCCAGUAACUGAAUUCCAAACUGGUUUAUUGAAUGGUUGCUGGAUUUUGUUUGUCCCAACUACUUUGUGCCCUUUUAUUCAGAUAUAUAUUUAUUUAAAAUAUGUUCCAAAUAAAUUGAGGAGCAAAAUCACCCUUUUAAUUAUUCAGCCAACCUGGAAGUAGUAUAUGAUCAUGCCUGAUGGCCAUCCCUGCCCUGGAACACACUGCAAUCCAAUAGAGUCAAGCUGACAUUUGAUACCAAUAGAAAGUCAUAUUUAAUAAUGGAUGAUUGAAGCUCAUCCUUUGAAACAGAAUAAGAAAUAACCACCAUUUGGAACAUAUAGAAAGGUAUCACUUUACCUAAGGUGCUUGAAAUAAAUGUAAUGUUUUAUGUAAUCAUGUAAUCCUCUGGUAAGGUUGUGUCCAAUAGAUGUUUGUUAAAUGGUCAGUAUAUGCAAUUAGCCCUUGAAAUGCAUUUUGACUAACAGAUUAAUGAGUCAUUAUGAUAUUAAAUUAAUUGCAUCUUACAUUCAUAAAGCAUUCAAUGCACCUUGGUAGGAUACCAAUGUAUGUAAAUACUCUGCAUGAUAUAUAGUUCCGUGUUGUGGAGCUUUGACUGCACAACAAGAACAUACAUUGUGCAACAAUGGUGUAUAUUUUGCAGAAAAUCACACAAAAAACUGACAUUAUAUAUGCAUAUACAAUUAGUAACAGACAGUCCAUGUUUGAAGGUAUAUACACAGAUAUUUAUUUGUAAGCAAAAAGACUUGGGGGCGCAUUUCACUUUAAGUGUUGUAAAGAAUAUUUGUAUGUAUCUGACUGUGUGAUGGCAAUAAUAAUGAACAAAGUAAUGUUGUUUCCUAAUUGACAUAAUAAUGCAGAGCAGAAAAUCUCCAAUCGUUAUUUAAAUAAUAAUUUACAUGAUGUUCUUUGCUUGUGUUCUUUUUAUUUAAUAAAAGUCUCCAUACACAAAUGUU
Messenger RNA from Pimephales promelas (fathead minnow), 4549 nucleotides. RefSeq names its product myelin associated glycoprotein (gene mag). Gene Ontology annotation, cellular component: plasma membrane. Gene Ontology annotation, molecular function: sialic acid binding. The record is from RefSeq and is a predicted model, not a curated record. Gene Ontology annotation, biological process: cell adhesion. NCBI's taxonomy places the organism in Eukaryota, Metazoa, Chordata, Actinopteri, Cypriniformes, Leuciscidae.